AUGCGCUUAGCAACCUUAUUAUUCGUACUAUGCUAUGGCGCUGCAUCUGUCGUCGCAUUGACGGACCAGGUUGUCGGCAAUUUCGGAUUCGGAAAUAUCACUCUCAAAUGGACGUCAAGAAUGGAGUAUGAGAGUGUCGAGUUCACUGUAAUCUUUGGAGAAAUCAAUCAACCAAGUCUCGUCUUCAUCGGUUUCAGCAGUCAUGGCGAAAUGUCGAAUAUUGAUGGGUUCCUCUGUCAUAACGACUACAAGCGAAAAUAUUGUGUGGACGUUUCUAUUGACGAGAACUAUCACAUUUUGCGGGAUAUCAGUCAGGAUUGGCAUCGCUCCGGCACCCCAUUUGAUUUCCAAAGCCUCAAUCACAAUGAAAUAACGAUUAUUCGAGAUUUUGUGACGUGCGAUCCAUUGGAUUACGCGUUCGAGUCUGGAACUACCCAAUUCAUUAUUGCCGCUGCUUGGAACAAGAAUAAGAUCAAAAGUUUGAAUGACAAGAGAUGGCAUAUCGACCGGAAAUUUGGAAAGGUUAUUGAUUUUGCGACGGACGAUCAAUUGGAUAUGGACAAGGUUCAUGAUAUCAUGUCGCUUCGUCCGCAGCUUAUGGCUGAAGAAAUUGUUAUCAAAUCGGAUGAAUAUACUUUGGUUCCGGAUAUCGAGACCCACUAUCAAUGCAUUAUCAAGAAAAUGCCCAUCAAGACCUUUACUAAAUAUCAUAUUGUGAAAAUGGAAGCAUACGUUGAAAAAGGCAAUGAACAUCUUGUCCAUCAUAUGGAAGUAUUCCUAUGUCGCGAUAGAGUUCGUGAAUGGUCUGGUGAUUGCAAUGAUCCGCGCAAACCGCCAAAUUCAAAAUCUUGCUCUCAUGUUAUUGGAGCUUGGGCUAUGGGGGAAGGGUCGUUCGAAUACCCUGUCGACGUUGGAAUGCCAGUCGGCGGACGUGAUACUGAUUUCGUCUACAUCAUGGUGGAAAUUCACUAUAACAAUCCCGAGAAGCUGUUCGGCUACCGCGACAACUCUGGAAUGAAGUUCUGGAUUACUGAAGACUUGCGACCCUACGAUGCUGGAAUCAUGGAGCUUGGUCAAAUUUACUCGGAUGUUAGCGCUAUUCCACCAGGGCAAUCCGAAUGGUCCCUUGUUGGGGUUUGUCCGAAAGAAUGCACGGCGAGCUUCCCCAGAGAAGGAAUUAACAUUUUCGCUAGUCAACUGCAUGCACAUUUGACCGGUAAACGAUUGUACACUAGUCAUUACAGAAAUGGUGUCAAACUCCAAGAAAUCAACCGUGAUAAUCAUUACUCACCUCACUGGCAGCAUAUUCAAGAUGUCAUUCCAUAUGUUAAUGUCAAACCUGGAGACAUGUUAACGACGGUGUGUGUUUAUGACAGUCGUAAUAGGACGACGACGACCUUUGGUGGAUAUGGAAUUCGCGACGAAAUGUGCGUCAAUUACGUUUAUUAUUACCCGGCGAGCGAAGUUGAAGUAUGCAAAUCGGCGGUUUCAAAUUCCACACUUCGUCAGUAUUUCCGCAGCAGAUAUGGAGUUAGCGACAAACUCAUGCCAGUUCAGGAAAUGUUUGACAGAAUCGGCGAAUGGACAAAACCGAAACUUCUCGAGCUUCAUUCUCUUUAUCAUAAGGGAGAUUUGAAUAUUGACUGCUUGCGUGGCGACGGAUCACUUCUUCCUUUCCCUCAAAAUGCCAUGACUCCAAUUUCCAUCUUGGCAAACUGGAAGAGUCUUCCAAUGCCAACUCGUGUUACCGGACCAAUCUUGAAGGAGAGAGAUCGUAAUGAAUGCCCAUCGAUUUCUGAUUUGAAUGAGUAA
Messenger RNA from Caenorhabditis bovis, 1812 nucleotides. The record is from the annotation of a GenBank genome assembly. Lineage: Eukaryota; Metazoa; Nematoda; Chromadorea; Rhabditida; Rhabditidae.